ACCUUCAAUAACACAUCUCUCCUCUCUUCCAUAUCAUCUCUCUCAAAAUGCCUUUAUUUUUUCCCCUCUCACUCUUCCUCCUCCUCUUCACUUCCACCCUCCCCCUGCCGUCCACGGCCGCUCCCACCGGCCAGACGUCCUUUGUCUAUGGCGGCUGUUCUCAAUCCAAAUACACUCCGGGUUCAACCAUCGAGUCGAAUCUCAACUCCCUUCUCACCUCUCUUCUCAACUCGGCCUCUUUCACACUCUACACAAACUUCACCGUCGCAGGUGCUAGCGACGGUGACACCGUGUACGGUCUCUACCAAUGCCGUGGGAACCUGGAGAACAUAGCAUGUGCGAAAUGCGUGACGCACGCCGUGGCUCAAUUGGGGUCGUUGUGCCUAGACGCGUGCGGUGGAGCGUUGCAGUUGGAGGGGUGUUUUGUGAAGUAUGACAAUGUGAGCUUUUUGGGUGUGGAGGACAAGACGGUGGUGGUGAAGAAGUGUGGGGCUGUGAUGGGGUAUGAUUCCGGUGGGUUGGCUAGAAGGGACGCUGUGUUGGCGUAUUUGGCCUCGGCGGACGGUGCGGGAGGGUAUCGCCCGUUUAGAGUGGGUAGUUCUGGGGAUGUUCAAGGGGUGGCACAAUGCGUUGGGGAUUUGGAUGGUAUGGAGUGUCAAGAUUGUGUUGCCGCGGCGGUUGGGCGACUUAGGACGGACUGUGCAUCGGCCGGGUGGGGCGAUGUGUUCUUGGGGAAAUGCUAUGCUCGGUUCUCCCAUGGUAGUGUUCGACCUCAUGACGGCGGUGGCGGCGGAGGAAAUGACGGUAGAAACGACGACGUAGAGAUUGAGAAGACAUUGGCAGUAAUAAUUGGACUGAUUGCUGGAAUUGCGUUCAUAGUUGUUUUCCUCGCUUUCCUAAGCCAUUAUUGUGACAAACGAAAAGGUGGGAAAUGAUAUGAUAUGGAUGUUUGGAUGGAUGAUUGUAGGAUCCAAUUCCCUCCAACAUGUUGUUUUGAAUUUGGCUAUGGGUAAUUUGGUGGUGGGUUCUUCUCUUUAUAGUAAAUUCAAAAAAGAAUAAAGAAAAAAAAAGAAAAAAGAAAAUCCUUUUUAGCUUCUCAUAUUGUUAUCCUGUCACUAAAAGAAAACCACAAAGGUUGAGAGUAUAUAUAAAAAGAAGUGAUGUGCAAUGGUAUAAAGAAAAAAGGUCGGUUCAUUGAAAGAAGCUACAACAACAAAGAGAAAGAAAAAAGGCUCAAAAGAUUCGACAUGUCGGACCCACUCAACUUCAAGUUUUAUCUUCAUAUCAAUUAAUUACAUCUUGCUUUUUUCCCUUUUCAAAAAUUAUUAAUUGAGAAUUAUAUAUAUAUAUAUAUAUAUAUAUAUAUAUAUGAUUGAAUGCCUUUUUUUUUUUUAAUUUUUUUUCUUUAAUGGGAGAAAAAAGAAAAAGAAAAGAUGUACUAUGGGGAUAUGUGUUCUUUGGUGCUAUGAUGAAAGUCUCUCUUGUCUCUACUUUAUGUUAGUGUUGGUAAUUAAUUAAACAUAUAUUUCAUUUCAUCCUUA
This is a messenger RNA of Cucumis sativus (cucumber), 1541 nucleotides long. RefSeq names its product plasmodesmata-located protein 6. The record is from RefSeq and is a predicted model, not a curated record. The transcript has 3 exons. Gene Ontology annotation, cellular component: plasmodesma. NCBI's taxonomy places the organism in Eukaryota, Viridiplantae, Streptophyta, Magnoliopsida, Cucurbitales, Cucurbitaceae. The coding region runs from base 48 to 935 and encodes 295 amino acids.